AUGAAUAAUCAAUAGAGAAUAAAAGUGAGUAUUUACAGCUAUAAUCCAAAUGACUUGAUUGGAUCAGGAUACAGAAGUCAAGUCUUCAAAGGACAGAAUGAUAUCAAUAAAGAGGUCGUUGCAAUAAAAGUAUGGAAAUGCUUCAAAUCAAGGUUUGUGAUCAUUCAAAAAUACAACAUGAAAUUGAGAAACAGUUAUUACAAUAAGAAAUCACUGCUUUAUAAGUAUUAGAUUCUAUCAACAUUGUUAAAAUGCAUUUCUACUCUCAAAAUACCAAUUUCACUUUUAUCAUAACUGAAUACUGCAAUUAGGGUAUUACUUAAUUUAAUUGGAUAAAGGUGAUUUAGCGGAUCUGCUCAUUAAAAGAGAGUGCAUCCCUGAGAAUGAGGCAAUCUUAAUCUUUCAUCAGAUUUUAAAAGGAUUCAGAGACCAAAUCUCUAAAGGAGUCAUUCACAGAGACCUAAAACCUUCAAAUAUCUUGAUAAACAAAGGCAUUUAUAAGAUUGCAGAUUACGGCUUUUCAAAAAUGGUUUAUUCAAAAAAAGAGAAAGUCUAAUAUAAUGUGGGCACAACUCUAUAUAUGCCUCCUAAAGCUUUGACUGAAAACAAAUACUCAGAAAAGAGUGAUGUCUGGAGUUUGGGAGUGAUGUUCUAUUAAAUACUUAAUGGUAACGUCUUCUUUAUUUUCUUAGGAAAGGUACCUUGGUAGGCAGGGACAGAACAAGAAUUCAUCAAAGUAAUCACAACAACUCCUAUUCAUUUCUCGAAAAGCAUCAAUAUUUCAUCUGCAGCAAAGGACCUCAUUGAUAAAUGCUUAUAAUUAGAGGAGAACAAGAGAUACAAUUGCAAUCAAUUAUUAGAACAUGAGAUAUUUAAUUAAUUGCAAGUUAGACCUUCAAGAAAGUCCAUUUAAUUGCUAGUCAAUAAUUAUCAAAUUGGAGAUUUAGAAAAAAGAGCAAAAACUAGCUAUUCUCAAUAACGAUCGAAUCUUUCUGUCCAAAGCUGUAGGAAUUCAAAAGGAAUUAGAUAAGAAUUCAUAAAUUAUGGAGAUGCUGUCAGCAAUAUACUAAAUUUACUUAAAUUGAUUUUAAGGAUAGCUAAAAUUGUUGAUCACUUUGAUUUCUUUAUUGAAGGAGGAUUGAAAGAAAAAUUAUUGUAUUUUAUCAUUAAACAUGCCAUAUUCAAAUCUAAACAACUUAUAACUAUUUUAAAUCAGAAUCAUUCUACUAUAGACUAAUCUAAGAAAGAUGAAUUCAUAAAUUAAAGUACUUUUAUGCAUGAUACAUUUAGAACUUCAUUCCAAAAAUUAGUAAGUAUUUUCAUUUUAUCAUUUAGUGGGACUCCAUACAUAGAAAUGAGACUUUAUGUAAUGAAAUACUUAAAGAUAAGAAAUUUACAGCCGUAUUUGACUAAAGUGAAUUAGAAGUUCAUAGUCAUUACAUAUUAAUGCUUCCUUUAUUAAGAAAUUCUAUUAUUUUGCUAUAGAAUCAAUUGAACUUAAAAUUGAAUAAUGUGAGAGAGCAUGAUUAAUUAGAUGGAGCAGAAGAAGGGGGCAUACUGGUUUUAAAAUAUUUGGUAUUAUACUUAGAAAUAUGUAUGUAUAUAGUCCAACAUUUUAAAACUUCAAUAUUCUAUUUGAAUCAAUUCAAUCUAAAAUUAGUAGUUGAAGAAAAGCCUACAAAUUUGACAAAGAAAUAAUUCCUGUAAAUAUGCUAAAGAAUUAAUUCUUUGAAGCUCAUUUACGUUGAUUGA
Molecule: messenger RNA, 1752 nt
Organism: Paramecium octaurelia
Lineage: Eukaryota; Ciliophora; Oligohymenophorea; Peniculida; Parameciidae
Source: the annotation of a GenBank genome assembly